Molecule: messenger RNA, 2579 nt
Organism: Vitis vinifera (wine grape)
Lineage: Eukaryota; Viridiplantae; Streptophyta; Magnoliopsida; Vitales; Vitaceae
Product: zinc finger BED domain-containing protein DAYSLEEPER
Exons: 2
Coding region: 257-2326 (689 amino acids)
Molecular function (GO): DNA binding; protein dimerization activity
Source: RefSeq, a predicted model, not a curated record
CCAUAUCCAAAUCCACCUCUUAUUUCCCUUUCUUGGUUUUUCACCCUUAUUUAGCCUCCAAGCCCUAGCCCUCUAUGGUCCAUUAGGGUUCCCCCCAAAAGCCUCCUAAAGCCCAUCAACUUCUUCUUCUUCCUCUUCAACCUCCCCAUAACCAUUCUGCAACCCAAACCCUAGACUUUGCAGUUGCAGACGGCUUUUCUUUGAUUUUUUGAUUCCGCAGAUCUGGGCUUCACAGAAUUCAUCCCUUUCUACAAAGAUGGAGGAUACCUUUACUCCCAACAAUGAGCAAGCCAAUUCAGAAAUACAGCUUAACAAGCGUAGGAGAAAGAAGUCCAUAGUUUGGGAACACUUCACUGUGGAAACUGUUAGUGCUGGAUGCACCAGAGCAUGCUGUAAGCAGUGUAAGAAGUCAUUUGCAUAUAUUACUGGUUCAAAGCUGGCUGGCACCAGCCACCUGAAACGACAUAUUGCCUUGGGGAUCUGCCCAGUUAGUCGCCGCAAUCAGGAGAAAAAUCAACUAACCCCGUAUACACCAGCCUCCCAAGCUGGUUUUACUGGAAAUUCUACUGAUGCACCUAAACGACGCUACAGAGGAACCCCGGUUUCUGCAAACAUCCCUUUUGAUCAGGAUCGUUGCAAUCAGGAGAUUGCAAAGAUGAUCAUCAUGCAUGAGUAUCCGCUUCACAUUGUGGAGCAUUCUGGUUUUAUCAAUUUUGUUCACACUCUUCAACCCCAAUUUAAUAUGGUUAGCUUCAAUUCUAUCCAAGGGGAUUGUGUGGCUUUGUUUCUGAGGGAAAAGCAAAAUCUCUCGAAUACCCUUAAUGGAAUUCCUGGGCGGGUUAGCCUUACUUUGGAUAUGUGGACUUCUGAUGAAAAUCUAGGAUAUGUUUUCCUAACAGGACACUUCAUUGAUGGUGAGUGGAAGUUGCACCGCCAGAUUCUUAAUGUUGUAAUGGUACCAUCUCCUGAAUCAGAUGAUGCCUUUGCGCAAGCUGUUGUGGCUUGCCUUGCAGAUUGGAGUCUGGAGAGCAGGUUAUUUACCAUCACUCUGGAUCAAUCCUUCUCUAGUGAAACAAUGAUGGGAAAUCUUAGAGGUGUAGUGUCUGUCAAGAACCCACUUAUAUUCAAUGGCCAGUUGUUAAUUCGAAAUUGUUUUGCUCGUGUUUUGAGUUCUCUUGCACAAGAUGCACUAGGGGCAAUGACAGAUACUGUCAAGAAAAUCCGUGAAAGUGUGAAGUAUGUAAAAACCUCAGAUGCUCAUGAAGAAAAGUUCCUGGAGCUGAAACACCAACUUCAAGUCCCUAGCGUAAAGACCCUUUUCAUCAAUGACUAUACAAAAUGGAAUUCAACGUAUCAUAUGCUAGCUGCUGCAUGUGAACUAAAGGAAGUAUUUUCAUGUCUUGACACUUUUGAUCCAGAUUACAAGGAAGCCCCAUCCAUGGAUGACUGGAAGCAGGUAGAAACUCUUUGCACAUUCUUGAAGCUUCUUUUUGAUGCUGCCAUUAUCUUCACUGGAAAAACAUACCCAACUGCUAAUACAUUCUAUCAUGAAGUGUGGAAAGUUCAGUUAGAGCUAACAGAGGCAGCUAAGAGCGAUGACCCCUUUAUUAGUAACCUAACUAAACCUUUGCAAGAUAAGUUUGAUAGAUAUUGGAAGGAUACUAGCCUUGUCUUAGCAAUUGCAGUAGUUAUGGAUCCAAGGUUCAAAAUGAAGCUUGUUGAGUUCAGCUUCAGUAAGAUAUAUGGUGCUGAGGCUGAGAUGUGGAUCAAGAUUGUUGAUGAGGGUAUUCGAGAGCUUUUUGUUGACUAUGUUACACAACCGCCUCUUCUAUCUAUACAACCUGCUUAUGUUGAAGAAGGUACUGAAGUCAUCUCCCAGACUUACAUGGAAGAAGGCACUGAAGUCAUUCCCAAAACAGAGAUGACUGACGGAGGACCCCUUCUUUCUGACAGUGACAGGCUCUCAGAUUUCGAUGUAUACAUCUCUGAAAUUUCGGGUGGCCAGGAUAUGAGAUCAGAAUUAGAUCAGUAUCUUGAUGAGUCCCUUAUGCCUCGGUCACAAGAUUUUGAUGUAUUGGCUUGGUGGAAACUGAACAAGCUAAAGUAUCCGACUCUCUCUAGGAUGGCAUCUGAUAUACUGUCAAUCCCAAUAACGACUGUUGGCCCAGACAAUGUGUUUGACACGGUAGGCAGAAAGAUUGAUAGUUAUCGGAGUUCAUUGCGGCCUCUGACUCUUGAGGCCCUCAUCUGUGCCAAGGACUGGCUCCAGAAUGGAGCCACAGAACCAGAUAUGUCAGUCCCACCAAUUGUGAAAAUGGAAUUUUAAGCUUUGUUUAUUUUUCAUCUUGUAGCAUAGAGAGAUACCCUUUUUAUCCAUGGAGUUCUAGACUUGAUAUAUUUUUCGUCUUGUAGAAAUAGGUAGAUUUAAGCUCAAGUUUAUUUGCCAUCCUGUAGAAUAGAUACCUCAUAUCCAUGAUGGAAUUUUUAUGUGUUGAAAGAGCAACUCAUGUCACAAUUGUCUAAUUCUUUCCUACCAUGAGAUGUAUAUCAUCCUGCUCCAAUUAUUGGUUUCUUGUACA